AUGUCCAAUGCCAUUCGCAUUCACCGCCAUCCGCUGUCCGGUCACGCGCACCGGGCGCAGCUUUUUGCCAGCCUGACCGGCAUCAACCAUGAGCUAGUCGAUGUUGACCUGCUGUCGGGUGAACACAAGAAAGAACCGUUCCUGAGUCUCAAUCCUGCCGGCAAGGUUCCGGUUCUGGAAGACGGGGAAGUCGUCGUCGCCGAUUCCAAUGCGAUCCUUGUCUAUCUUGCCCGUAAAUAUGCGCCGGACUGGAUGCCGAAAGACACGGUCGGUGAGGCCGAAGUGCAGCGUUUCCUUUCGCUGGCUGCAAACGAAAUCGCCAAUGGACCGGCGGCAGCCCGCCUGAUUACCGUCUUCGGUGCGCCGCUUGAUGCGGACCGGGCAAAGACGAUCGCGGCCGGUGUCUUUGGCCAGCUGGAGGCUCAUCUGAAUGGUCGUGACUGGCUGGUCGGAAACCGGCCGUCGGUCGCCGAUGUCGCUAUCUACAGCUACACGGCGCACGCGCCAGAGGGCAAUGUCGGGCUCGACGGCUAUCCGAAUAUCCGCGCGCUCCUGGCCCGUAUCGAAGCGCUGCCGGGCUUUGUGCCGAUGCAGGCCACAAAGGCCGGAUUGGCCGCCUGA
Effrenium voratum is the source of this 621-nucleotide messenger RNA. The record is from the annotation of a GenBank genome assembly. NCBI's taxonomy places the organism in Eukaryota, Dinophyceae, Suessiales, Symbiodiniaceae.